AUGUCAUUAAUCACUGAUUACCCCCUUCUUAAAGUAGAGGCAUCGCUACCUCAGAACAACCCAUGUCAAUGGACAGAAAACUUGCAAUUGGCCAUAUGUGGAUUUACUCAAUUGGCAAUCAUUGAACCCAAACUACCAUCAUUACAUCAAGGGAUAAUCAAAGUUAACAAUAAUCCAGUAUUGGAUCCUAAGCAUUUAUUCCAAAUGUCUACUAUCUUAGAUGAAGAACAAGUUCAAUAUUUACCGCUUGGGAAAUUCAAUAAAGUCAAUGUUGAUUCUGCGGAUGAACCUUUCGAUAUAUCCUAUAUUAAUGACCCUACAAUUGUUGCACACCAAUGGAGUUCAACUUCUCAGACUUCGCGCGAUAACAUGAUAGGUGUCUUGUUCAACACUGGUGAAUUGAUUAUUAUGUCGAGAAAGAAUGUCCAAAGCACUAAGUAUGAUGUGAGAGUGCAAAUGUUUGAAGUGUUAGCCAAGCAACUAGGAAUUAGUUUUGAUGGGGAAGCGUAUAGAGUUAAUUCCUUUCAGAAAUUUGCGUUGAAGGUUAGAUGCUUUUCCCUUAGUACAAUUUCAAUUGGAACCGAGGAUACUUUGUUUCUUUCAAUUAUCGAUGGAAAUAAUACUUUGUCUGUUUAUGAAAUUAAUCAAGAUACAUAUAAAACCAAGCUAUUGGUAUCGCAAGAGCUUGGAUUCAAAGCGGUCAAGAUGAAAUGGUCAAAAUGGAAUGGCAAGAAGAGCUAUCUUGCAAUAACGUCUAUUGAUAAUGCAAUUCAUGCUUAUGAUCUUUCCUACGAAAAUGAUUUAUUAGGAAUUCAAAUUCCUAGUAUUUUAAAUGCACCUACAAGAUUUCAAUGUGGAAAGCAAGAAUAUGUAAAUAUUGGAAAUAAAACAUAUCUUUUAUCUUUGUUCACUGGAAAGUUAACCAUCUUUGAGAUGGGAACACCUAUCAAAGCAUACGAAUACACGUUUGAUACUUUUGUUGCGUGUACUGCGAUAGUAACUGGUUUGGCUGGAAGAGUUUUGACUAUUAUCCUUACAUUUGAAGAUGGAAAUAUUAUUACAUUGAAGUUUGAUGCAGGUGGCUCAAAAGCAAUUGAAACAAUAAAGACAGAUAAAGCUCUUAAAACCUUUAUUGCGAGGGCUCUUUAUACGUUCCAGAUUUCGAAUACAACUUUAGAUGCAGAUGAAGAAGGAGUAACAAAGGGUGAAACCGAAGGUAAUGAGGAGGAAUCAGGUAUGGAAGGUAUAUUUGUAAUAAACGGUCUACAUCCUGUUUCCAGUGAUCUUUUAGCACUUGUCUAUAAGGUGAUACCAAAGGAUGCUUUUUCUCAUAUUACACGAACACAGUAUGAAACUCAUUUACAGUUUGUUAAGUUGGAUACUCCUCUCGAUCAACCCAUCGAAGCUGUUUCUAAGAAAACCUCAAUCACGAAAGCGGUAGAAUAUUGGUUGUCUAAUUAUGAGAAAAUUCCAUGCUUGGAAUCUGCAACUCACGAAUAUCUUAAAGUUGAAGCCUUUGUGGAUGGGAUUGAAAAAUUUACAAAUGAGAACCUUGUGGAGAUUAAAGACCUUGAUUUACAAGUGGAUUCGGACCUCGGCACAGAUUUCCGGACUAUGUUGAUUGAGCUAUUCAAUCGAAAUCCAAUCGUUAAUCAAUUACAAUAUUAUCAUACUUUAGGAAAAAUCAUAAUCAAUGGCUUAAUUGUAUUUAAGGAAAAAAGCGAAAAGCUUAUAAGUAUACUUGAUCACUGUAAGCUGUAUCUAAUUGAAAUUGAAAGGUCAAUUUCGAUAUAUUUAAAAUUAUUGAUGUUUGAGUUUAUAAAAGUUAACAAUGUUCAACUACAAGACGAAUUUGAUAAGUUUCUAAUGAUUACCAAUUAUCAACAAUUGAAUAAUUUAGGUGUUGAAAUUGAUGUCAAUAUUCCUAGCUCGGCGGUGGUUACUAUCGGGACUAAGUUCUAUGCGGAAAAAUUUGAGGUGCAUAUUGAUGACAUGAUUCCGGAAGAUAAACUAAUCGUUUCAACAACUGGUCAUGGAUGGCUACAAUGUAAGCUUUCCAAUAUUCCACUUUUGCAAAUGAAUAACAGAAGAGAUGAAUUAGCUGAAUUUCAUUAUAUUAUUAUUGAGGAUCAUUUUGGUCAAUUAAUUACAACUUUAUUAAAGACAAUUGAAUUUUGUUAUAUUACGGGUAAUAAAACCUACAAAUUAAAAUAA
This is a messenger RNA of Hemisphaericaspora subhashii, 2214 nucleotides long. RefSeq lists its product as uncharacterized. Lineage: Eukaryota; Fungi; Ascomycota; Pichiomycetes; Serinales; Debaryomycetaceae. Gene Ontology annotation, molecular function: protein binding. The coding region runs from base 1 to 2214 and encodes 737 amino acids. The record is from RefSeq and is a predicted model, not a curated record. The transcript has a single exon.